UGGAUUGCAUCAUAAUACUUAUUGUUGGGGUUGUUAUUAAAUAAAAUGUAAAAGCCCAAAGGAGUAGUAAUAAAACCUUCAAAGCCCAAAAAGAGAGUAAAUAAAUGGAUUUGAAGAGACGCCGCCAAGGCACAACAAAGUCAGCAGGAGCGCAGUAUUUAGGGCAAACAAAAAAUCUUCACUUAUCAAGUAAGGGGCCACUUCAGUGACAAAGCGACGCCACGUUGACAUUGUUCCUAUCUCUUUCUCACUUCAUCCCUUUUCUACGAGAUUACACGUCAACUUCUAUAAAACGCAUACUUUACUAAUAAAAUAUUAUCAGCUCGCCACCAAAAUCCAAAAAUAUGACUCCCCAGGACCAAAAGAGUGUGACCAACGCCGCCGGCGGCGGAGAAAUGGUUAGAGAAGUGCGCUACAGAGGGGUAAGGAAGAGACCAUGGGGAAAAUACGCAGCCGAGAUCCGUAAUCCGAUAAGUAAGAACCGAAAGUGGCUUGGGACGUUUAACACGGCGGAAGAUGCAGCCAGAGCUUACGACUCCGCGGCAAGAGAGUUUCGUGGCUCCAAGGCAAUAACCAACUUCCCUCUCCCCGGACACGGCAGGGGUGCUUUGGUGACGCCAGUGAGGACAAUUCCACCUGGUGCUCGGGAUGUGGAGAUAUCCUUUUCCUUAUCGGAGCCUGCCGGUGCUCAGGACGUCUUGUCUCCGGCUGUAGCGGAAGCAGUUGCUGGGUUUUACCUAGAUCAGCCGGAGGCUAUUGAGUUGAGAGAGGAGCUGGAUCGAGUUUAUCCACUCGGGUUUGAACCAGAUGAUAUGGGGUUGAGUAUUGGUCUUGAAACCCCCGUGGAAGUCGAGCCAGAGUCUUCAUCAGCCGUGGAAGUCGAGCCAGAGUCUUACUCAGCCGUGGAUGGUAACGUGAAUCUAGACCUUAACUUAGGUGCCUAAAUGUUAAUUCGAUAUUAACAAAUUAUCCUUUUUUUCAGUUGUUUUCUUGGAGAACUUUGUACUGUUGAUUAUUGUAUGGCUCUUCUUUUUGUGUGUACUUUUUAUUGGGUAGAUAUUCAUUGUCUAUUGGUCUGUUAAACUUUCAAGAUGAAAUGAAGAAGCGAGAAUAAGUAUUGGUUUUAUCAUUUGCCCCUUUUCCAUAAUGCAUGUAUGAAUUUUUUGAGACGACUUCUUAUCCUAAUAAGUCUUUACCAUUGGGCUUCGUGUUGAUCGGGUGAUGAGGUUUUAGUGUCAGGUAGGUGGCUCGUGUGCUUUUCGCCGUCACAAUGACACGUGGAACAACAAAACUAUCUUACUUCUUGUCUUUUAACCUACCCACGCUCUCCCACGUUGCUGUGAUGAGGCAUCUCUGACUUCCCACACAAACACCCCCUGCCUUUUCGAUUGUGUGCUAUAGGAGAAAGGUUAAAUAUAAUCAAAGGAAAAAAAGAAGACUAAUAUUUGUUAAAUGAUAGAUAUUCAAUAGUACAAUGACAAACCGAUCCAAACAUCUCUAACACAUCAUGACAAUAUGUAUAUAGUUAUACGUAUAUGUUUGUGUUCCAUCAUAUGUUAUUAGAAUAUGAGUAAAAAUAACAUAUGAGUAGAAAAUAACAUACUUUGGUUAUUGAAAUAUCUUAUCUUCUUCUUCCUC
This is a messenger RNA of Camelina sativa (false flax), 1638 nucleotides long. Its product is annotated as ethylene-responsive transcription factor 10-like. Gene Ontology annotation, biological process: regulation of DNA-templated transcription. Gene Ontology annotation, molecular function: DNA-binding transcription factor activity; DNA binding. The record is from RefSeq and is a predicted model, not a curated record. NCBI's taxonomy places the organism in Eukaryota, Viridiplantae, Streptophyta, Magnoliopsida, Brassicales, Brassicaceae.